Messenger RNA from Hemiscyllium ocellatum (epaulette shark), 1781 nucleotides. RefSeq names its product TAF8 RNA polymerase II, TATA box binding protein (TBP)-associated factor (gene taf8). Gene Ontology annotation, biological process: transcription initiation at RNA polymerase II promoter. Gene Ontology annotation, cellular component: transcription factor TFIID complex. The record is from RefSeq and is a predicted model, not a curated record. Gene Ontology annotation, molecular function: protein heterodimerization activity. Lineage: Eukaryota; Metazoa; Chordata; Chondrichthyes; Orectolobiformes; Hemiscylliidae. The coding region runs from base 138 to 1094 and encodes 318 amino acids. The transcript is spliced from 9 exons.
CGGCGGAGCGGAAGCGGUUGAGAGGAGCUGAGCUGAGGCGGCGAGCAGCUUCAUCCUCCAUCCCAACUGCGUCUAAUUCAUUCGGACCUGAAACCCUUGAUCGCCCUGAAGGCGAACACAACCAUUUGAUUGCCAAAAUGACUUCGGCUUCUGUCUCUGACACAUAUACAUCAGCUGAUGCAACCUGCAGAGUCUCAGUGGAAAAUGUUACCCAGAAAUCAUCGAGUUCCAAAACAUCAAUGUCCCCCUCAGAUAACUAUUAUCUGGCACGAAGGCGGACACUGCAGGUGGUGGUUAGUUCCCUACUAACUGAAGCAGGUUUUGACGCAGCAGAAAAGGCAGCUGUUGAAACACUGACUGAAAUGCUGCAGAGCUAUCUAUCUGAAAUUGGUCGAAGUGCUAAAGUAUAUUGUGAACAUUCAGCACGAACUCAACCAACCUUGUCAGAUAUUGUGGUUACUUUGGCAGAAAUGGGUUUUAAUGUGGAUAAUAUUCAGGCUUACGCCAAGCGAUCACAGAGAAUGGUUAUUACAGCUCCUCCUGUUACUAAUACUCCGGCACCCCCCAGAGCACUUUCUACAGGACAGAAGAGAACACACCCUUCGUACAUCCCAGGACAUUUUCCAGAGUUCCCUGAUCCUCACACCUAUAUAAAGACACCUACAAUCAGAGAGCCAGUUUCUGAUUACCAAGUGCUGAGGGAGAAAGCUGCGUCCCAGAGAAGAGAUGUGGAGCGAGCUUUGACCAGGUUUAUGGCCAAGACAGGAGAGACUGAGAGUCUGUUUAAAGAUGAUGUCUCAACAUUCCCAUUGAUUGCUGCGCGAACGACUACAAUUCCUUACCUAAAUGCCUUGCUACCAUCUGAGCUUGAGUUGCAGCAGAUGGAGGAGACAGAUUCCUCAGAACAGGAUGAUCAGACUGAUACAGAGAACCUUACACUAAAUAUGAACUCGGAUGAAAUGUCUGCUGAAAAGGAAAAUACCAUGUUGCAACAAAGCUCAGGGUUAUCUAACAGUAAGAAUAGUGAAGAGCCGAUGAUUGACAAUCCAUAUCUAAGACCAGUCAAAAAGCCCAAGAUCCGUAGGAAGAAAUGAUAUUCUGGAAACAAUGCAAGAAUGAUUUGAGUGAAUGCUACGCAUUGUAAUAACACAGCUAUUUGAACUGAAGAAAAAUGUUGAUUUGAAAACUGUCUUCAUCAUUGUAAAAUAUGAAAAAGGAAUCUCAGAUCUAAUGGAGUCAUGGUUUUUAAUCCUGGAAGAUAUCUUACCAUAACCAGGCCGAUUUGGUAGCCAUGACAUCUGGAUAACCUGUACUUGAAGCCAGAAUCUGUUGCAUUUCUGUUCUGGUGGAGCAAACACACUUCUGUUGCUAGUUUUAAAAACUAUUUGAACUUCAUUGCAGUGCAGCUUAUGAACAUCUUAAGAUCUUUGGUCACAUCGCAUAGAUGAAGGCACACAUUCAAGUGUGGUAACAAUGACUAUUUCUUCAACGUGACAGUUUGCAGUGGCAGUUAUUUAUUGUUGAUUUUCCUGUUCAUUGUAGAUUAUUUGCAGGUUCAACCAAAGAAAGGGUUUUUAUAACACUUCACAACUCACAUGUUGUAUGGCUUGGCCCUCUUCAUUACAAUAUUUUUCACACUAUUUGCCAUUGCAGCUGGUUACAGAAUCUUUAAGCAUUACAGCUGUCCCAUAAACAUGUUGUGUGCAGCAGUUAUACAGUUUAAUGUAUAUAAAUAUUUCUUCUGGUUUAAAAAAAUAAAUCUUGUUGAACUAUUUAACAAA